This is a messenger RNA of Lycium barbarum (goji berry), 4143 nucleotides long. RefSeq lists its product as uncharacterized. The record is from RefSeq and is a predicted model, not a curated record. The transcript is spliced from 8 exons. The coding region runs from base 536 to 3232 and encodes 898 amino acids. Gene Ontology annotation, molecular function: protein dimerization activity; DNA binding. NCBI's taxonomy places the organism in Eukaryota, Viridiplantae, Streptophyta, Magnoliopsida, Solanales, Solanaceae.
AGUGGGCGUGGGUGUUGGCGAGCGCAUGGACUCGAGUGUCUGCUGAACUAGCUUGCUUUGAGGGGUAUAUGUUUGUCUGUAAGGAGUUGGUGGCCCAAAUGUGAUAUUUGAGUAAUACUUUCUGAUCCGCCUCUCUCGGGAAGGUGAUCCAGCUGCUUUCGCCCCACCCACACACGACCCAACACUAUACACCUCAAGCGCACCCACAACACCGCGUUUCAUUUUUUUGGUUUAGCAAAAAGCUCCCAAUCUUUGCUGUCUUGGGGAUAUUCUGAAAUGCUAGUUUUGGGGAUUUUGUUGAGGCAUAAUUGGGCUGUAUAUUAUGAAGACAGUGAUUUCUGAGGGCAAUAACAAUCCAGUGGGACUACAUGCACUGAAGUUCUCACGAGAAUUAGGAAUCGUUGUAAGCUUUUAGUGUCCAUUACUGAGUUGCAAAAUGGGUGUGAUGACCUUUCAUACCCUUUCUGCAACUUGUCCUACAGGGAGAUCACAGUUCAGCCAAAAGAGAUAAAGAGACCUCAAAGUGGUUAAAGAUAUGGCAUCACUUCGAUCAACUGACUAUGUAGACCCCGGAUGGGAGCAUGGUGUUGCUCAGGAUGAGAGGAAAAAGAAGGUUCGAUGUAAUUACUGUGAGAAAGUUGUAAGUGGUGGGAUAUACAGAUUGAAACAACAUUUAGCGCGAGUCUCUGGCGAGGUAACCUAUUGUGACAAGGCUCCAGAGGAUGUAUGCCUGAAAAUGAGAGAAAAUCUAGAAGGCUGUCGAUUUAGUAAGAAGCCAAGGCAUGUUGAAUAUGAUGAACAAGCAUAUUUUAAUUUUCAUGCCAGUGAUGAUGCCGAGGAGGAAGAUCAGAUAGGGUAUAGAAGUAAAGGGAAGCAGUUGAUGAGUGACAAGGGAUUGGUUAUAAAUAUGGCUCCUCUUCGAUCACUUGGGUAUGUUGAUCCUGGUUGGGAACAUGGUGUCCCUCAGGACGAGAGGAAGAAAAAGGUAAAAUGCAACUAUUGUGAGAAGAUAGUCAGUGGGGGUAUCAAUCGGUUUAAGCAACAUCUAGCGAGAAUACCAGGGGAAGUUGCACCCUGUAAGAAUGCUCCUGAGGAAGUAUAUCUUAGAAUAAAAGAGAACAUGAAGUGGCAUCGCACAGGAAGGAGGCACAGACGGCCUCAUACUAAAGAGUUAUCAUCCUUUUAUAUGAACUCAGAUAAUGAAGAGGAAGACGAAGACCAAGAAAAGGCACUACACCACCAUAUGAGUAAUGAAAAGCUUUUGAUUGGAGAUAAACGACUGGUUAGAGACUCUAGGAGAGGUUUGAAAGGAAUGUCUUCUGGUAUUGGGUCUGAAUCUUUCUUAAAAAGGCCAAAGUAUGACAUAUUGGGUACAAGAACCCCAAGGUCUCUAUUUCAAGCUUCUGGGAAACAAGUGAAAGUAUGCUCUAAUAAAAAAUCCCGCAAGGAAGUCAUAUCUUCAAUUUGCAAGUUCUUCUAUCAUGCAGGAGUUCCUCCACAUGCAGCAAGCUCUCCCUAUUUUCAGAAAAUGCUGGAAUUGGUAGGUCAAUAUGGAGAAGGUCUAGUAGGACCCUCUAGCCGAGUAUCAUCUGAACGGUUUCUACAAGAUGAAAUUGUAUCCAUUAGAAAUCAUCUAUCUGAGUACAAAGCUUCCUGGGCUGUGACAGGUUGUUCUAUUUUGGCUGAAAGUUGGCAAGAUACACAGAGCAGGAGUUUAAUCAAUGUUUUGGUUUCUUGUCCCCGUGGUAUGUAUUUUGUUUGCUCAAUUGAUGCCACUGAUGUAGUUGAAGACGCGACAUAUAUUUUUAAGCUGCUAGACAGAGUGGUGGAAGACAUGGGCGAGGAAAAUGUCGUGCAGGUGAUCACUCAGAACACGCCGAAUUUUCAAGCUGCUGGAAAGAUGCUUGAAGAGAAAAGAAAGAAUUUAUUUUGGACUCCUUGUGCUGCAUAUUGUAUUGAUCGCAUCCUUGAGGACUUUGUGAAAAUAAAAUGGGUCAGAGAAUGCAUGGAAAAAGGCCAAAAGAUCUCAAAAUUCAUUUACAAUCGAUUCUGGUUGUUAAGUCUCAUGAAAAAAGAAUUUACAGCUGGACAGGAACUCUUGAAACCCUCUUUUACUGUAUUUUCAUCAACCUUCGCUACUGUUCAGAGCUUGUUGGACCACAAAAAUGGUCUUAAGAGGAUGUUCCAGUCAAAUAAAUGGCUUUCAUCACAGUAUUCAAAGCUGGAAGACGGUAAAGAGGUGGAGAAAAUUGUACUGAAUGCCACAUUCUGGAGGAAGAUGCAAUAUGUUAGGAAAUCAGUGGACCCCAUUUUAGAAGUGCUUCAAAAAAUCAAUAGCAACGAAAGCCAUUCAAUACCCUUCAUUUACAACAAUGUAUACCAGGCAAAACUUGCUAUAAGAACCAAUCAUAAUGACGACGAGCGCAAAUAUCAGAGCUUUUUGGAUAUCGUAGACAGCAGCUGGAGUUCAGUAUCUCAUCAUCCUCUCUAUCUAGCAGCACACUUUUUGAAUCCAUCAUACCGGUAUCGUCCUGAUUUUGUUCCGCAUCCAGAGGUUGUACGUGGAUUGAAUGCAUGCAUUGUACGAUUGGAGCCAGACAAUGCAAGAAGAAUCUCUGCAUCCAUGCAAAUAUCAGACUUCAACUCUGCUAAAGCUGAUUUUGGAACAGACUUGGCAAUUAGCACCAGAAUGGAGCUUAAUCCUGCUGCUUGGUGGCAACAACAUGGGAUAAAUUGCUUAGAGCUGCAACGUAUAGCUGUACGAAUACUUAGUCAGACUUGCUCAUCUUUUGGGUGUGAGCAUAAUUGGAGUGUAUACGAUCAGAUCCACAAUCAGAGGCACAACCGUGUAGCACAGAAAAGGUUAAACGAUGUCACAUACGUCCACUAUAACCUAAGACUAAGAGAUCGUCAGAUAAGGAAGAUGUUCAGUGAUCCAAUUUUCCUCGAUAAUGUUCUGCAAGAAAGUUUGCUGUAUGACUGGAUUGUUGAGUCAGAGAAACCAGCCUUGCAGGAAGAUGAGGAAAUCCUUUAUAGUGAAAUGGAACUGGGUGAGUAUGAAAAUGAUUUCACAAAGCAUGAUGGUGGAAAUGCGGAUUCUAGGAAGGGAUCAUUGGAGAUGGUAACUUUAGCUGGUGAAGCAGAACCUCUGGAAGUUGAUCCUGACAAUACUGCUACAGCUACAGAUAAUGAUUCUGAUCUCAAUUUUCUUGAUAAUGAGUUGAGCGAUUAGUAUCUUAAACCAGAUUCCAAAUGCAGCAAUUAAGAUGCUUGGUAACCCCUCAAGUCCUGGCAGUGUAUUCCAUCUCUCCCAGUUCUUUCAGGGCAAAAAGCAGCGAGUUGGGAUUGGGGAAAAGGGAAAAGGUCAGAAAGUGCCUGUGUAAAAGUUAGAAAUCAGCACUGCAUGAGGGGACUGGAGUGUACAUGUCAAAGUUCUUAGAUUUCUUGAGUUCUUAGCUUUCUUGAACUCUUAUUAUUCAUGUUAAGUCAUUGUUUGCCCCUAUUCACUUUUGGGAAAAUUAAGGCUCAUAUCCAUUCGGCCAUCUAGUUUGCCAAUCUUGGCCCAAUUAUUACUUUAACCCUAGUCCUCACUUCUCCCACUUGUUCCUGUUCUCUCCCCUUUUGUGGCAACCGGAAAUUAUCGUAACCGCCGCAGACCACCACGUAACAUCUGCCUGUCGCCCUCUCUCCGUCGGCCGAAAAUCGCUGCCACUGGCUAACAAUUUCUUCACCUCCAAAUUACAUGAAUCGAAUCUGUCUUAUUCUCCUCUACCAAGAUUCAUAACCCUAAACCUUUAAAACUCACUCUAAUAUCUGAAUUUCUUGGACCAUAUCAUGCAUUUUCUUUCGAUUCUCCUCUAUUGCUGCAGAUUGUUUCUCAGCUUCUUCGAGCUUCAAUUGCUCCGAAUUCUUUAAUGGUCUCUAUUUGAGCCAACUCAACUCGCACAAGCUCUUCAUUAUGUUCCUCCUCCUAAUGCUUUUAUUUUGCUUGGAAAAGAUUUCUUUUUUACAAACUAGAGGUUGUUAUUUCUUGUUCUGCUCUUCGUUUUUCUUUUAUGCUAGAAGCUGUAUCUUGUUUAAGCUUAAUCAGCUCCUCUUUGUAUCCUAACUCUGUUAAUCAAUCUUCAACUUCACUUAUUGCCA